UUUCGUCUGGUCACCAUGCAUGCCUUUCUGUCUACAUCACUUUAUAGAGAGAUCGCAGAAACAGUUUUUCUUUCACGGGGCCGUUGCUGUGCAAUAUUGACUUAAACUUUUCGAUUCCAUGUGGCCUGAGAUUAAAACAAUAUAUCUAUUUUCUAGAACGUGUUUUUUAAAUUUAUUAUUUUUUUUUUUUUUUAUUAUUCAGUGAAUUCUUCUGUAGUUUGAGGGUACAGCUUGCAGUUCCUUGUAAAUGCUGGACUAGAUUAUGAGCUCAAGUAAGAUCCCUCGCUACAACAGGUACUCUGGAGGAGCAACAGCAGGGGUCAGUGUCCCUGCCACAGAAAACACCAACGGGCAGACUAGAAUGGAGACUACUUUUGGACCUGCAUUUUCAACAGUUACCACUGUUACAAAAGCUGAAGGAACAAACACUUUCAAACAGCAUCGCAGAACCCCUUCUUCCUCAAGCACCAUGACCUACUCUCCCAGGGACGAGGAUGAUGUCAUGCCUCCCAUCGGCACACCCCGCAGAUCUGACUCUGCAGUUUCAGUCCGUUCCCUGCACUCUGAGUCCAACAUGUCUCUGCGCUCCACUUUUUCUUUGCAUGAAGAGGAGGAGGAGGCGGAGCCUGUAGUUUUUGCUGAACAGCCCUCGGUGAAACUCUGCUGUCAGCUCUGCUGUGUUGUUUUCAAGGAUCCUGUUAUAACAACCUGUGGGCACACCUUCUGUAGAAGAUGUGCCUUAACUUCUGAGAAGUGCCCUGUGGACAAUGCAAAGCUCACUGUUGUUGUGAAUAACAUUGCUGUGGCUGAGCAGAUUGGGGAGCUCUUUAUUCACUGUAAAUGUGGCUGCCGACCCGCGUCCAAUGGCAAGCCGGGGGCCUAUGAGGUGGACCCACGUGGCUGCCCCUUCACCAUCAAACUCAGUGCCAGAAAAGACCACGAAGCAAGCUGUGACUACAGGCCAGUUCGCUGCCCCAACAACCCCAACUGCCCCCCCCUCCUGAAGAUGAACCUGGAGGCCCACCUCAAAGAGUGUGAACACAUCAAGUGUCCCCACUCCAAAUAUGGGUGUACAUUUAUAGGUAACCAGGACACUUACGAGACGCACCUGGAGGUGUGCAAGUUUGAGGGGCUGAAGGAGUUCCUCCAGCAGACAGACGAUCGUUUCCACGAGAUGCAGUUGGCACUGGCACAGAAGGACCAGGAUAUCGCUUUCCUGCGCUCCAUGCUGGGCAAGCUGUCCGAGAAACUGGACCAGCUGGAGAAGAACCUGGAGCUCAAGUUCGAUGUGUUGGACGAGAACCAAAGCAAACUGAGUGAGGACCUCAUGGAGUUCAGGAGGGAUGCAUCAAUGCUCAAUGAUGAGCUUUCCCACAUCAAUGCCAGGUUGAAUAUGGGAAUCCUUGGAUCCUAUGAUCCUCAGCAGAUCUUCAAGUGUAAGGGUACCUUUGUAGGCCACCAGGGUCCUGUUUGGUGCCUUUGUGUUUACUCAACCGGGGACCUGUUAUUCAGCGGCUCCUCAGAUAAAACGAUUAAGGUGUGGGACACCUGCACUACAUACAAGUGCCAGAAGACCCUGGAGGGACAUGAUGGGAUUGUGCUGGCUCUCUGUAUUCAAGGGAACAAGUUGUAUAGUGGAUCUGCAGACUGUACUAUAAUUGUUUGGGAUAUACAGACUCUGCAGAAAGUAAACACUAUUCGAGCACAUGACAAUCCUGUGUGCACGCUGGUUUCAUCAAACAGCAUGCUCUUCAGUGGAUCUCUCAAAGCGAUCAAGGUGUGGGAUAUCCUGGGCACUGAUCUGAAAUUGAAGAAGGAAUUGACCGGUCUCAACCACUGGGUCCGAGCACUGGUCGCCUCUCAAAACUACCUGUACAGUGGAUCAUAUCAGACAAUCAAGAUCUGGGAUAUCCGCACUCUGGAGUGUGUCCAUGUGCUGCAGACCUCGGGUGGGAGUGUCUACUCCAUUGCAGUAACCAAUCACCACAUCGUCUGUGGCACCUAUGAAAAUCUCAUCCACGUGUGGGAUAUUGAAUCGAAGGAGCAGGUACGGACUCUGACUGGCCACGUGGGCACGGUGUAUGCACUGGCCGUGAUUUCGACACCAGAUCAAACCAAAGUGUUCAGUGCGUCCUACGACAGAUCUCUCAGGGUGUGGAGUAUGGACAAUAUGAUCUGCACCCAGACUCUGCUGAGGCACCAGGGCAGUGUGACUGCUCUCGCCGUGUCUAGAGGACGCCUGUUCUCGGGGGCUGUCGACAGCACCGUCAAGGUGUGGACCUGUUAAUUCUAAUGGCUGGAAUUUGUUCUUUAUGAAAAACCGGGGGGAGCCUUCAACUACCAGAUUACCGGAUGGCUUUUAAUUGGAUUUAUCUUGCCGGGCUGUGCCGAUGACAAUGCCACUAUCAUAUGGUUGCCACUGUUUUUAAUACUGUUUAUUUGAUCAGUUGAUUUUGAGUUAGUGCCACAACAAAAGGGAAUCGAGAAGGAACGUCUUCAGAUCAAAUCAUAUACAAAGUGUAGCUACACAUUGAUUGAUCAGAACUCGCCAGGCAUCACCUAAAUUGAACAUAUAUGUACUACAUAUGCACUGUGUGUCAAAGCAGGUACUUUUCUUAUUGAAACACAGUCAUCUUCUGCUCACCCGUCUGUUUUCCAACCAGUGAGAGUUUUUUUUUUUUUUUUUCAUGGCCUUCAUACAUUCUGCAGAUACACUAGGGAAAUGUGGCAUUGGAUUCUAAAACAUCUGCCUUAUGUACCCAGUAUGGAUCUGUUCACAGGAUUCCCAAAGCACCAUGCUUGUCCUGAUGCUUCAGUGUUUGUGCCAAGGACAUGACAUCACUUGAGUCUGCAUCUGGCAUCACGUUUAUUUUUUUCCUUGCCAAAACUUAUUGGAAAGAAUAUUAUGGAAGGAGUGGAAGGUACAUCAGGAUUUUUGUUUAAAAAACAAUCUCCUGUAUCUCUUGAAAAGGACAUGUUUUUAUGACUGCUAAUCAUAUUUGAACAAUUAGAAAAAAAACGAGUUUCUUCCUUUUGAAACUAGCAGCACCCAUUUAGGAAUAUGUCAUGCUAAUUCUUUAGAUGGCUUCUGUAUGAAUUGAAUUGUAUUGUCCUAAUCAAGCUGUAUUUGCAAGUAUUAAUCACUAUGUGGAUUGGUUACCUGGCAUGACAUUUUUGCAUAAUCUUAACUUGUAUUUUCAUGUGUAAAACUGGUUGAAUCCCAGUACAGUAACAUUAUUUGAUUAAAGCAAAGUGCACAAAUUUUAUAUGCCAUAUUGUCAAAGCAACCGUAUCACCCUUUCACAGCCAUUUUAGACCUUAAUAUUCAAAUUCAAUUAAGAAUAGACAUAAUAUUACAAUCAUGUAGAAGUAAGAUUAGUGCAAUACUCAAAUUGGACCUCAAUGUAAAAGUGUCCAGUGUCCAUAAGAUAUCUAAAUAUGUAGUCAGUUGGGAUGAAGUUGCUUUAACAAAAUAAACAAAACAACAAGUGAAACAGUUCUAAACUAGUGCUUCUGUCUAUUUUUGUAAGUAGGAUGUUUUUGUUUUUUUUAAAUGCAGUAAAAGGAUAAACUAGGCUACGUGUUUUUAACUUCAGUGUACCUUCUAAGGUAAAAAAGAAAUCGGCUUUUAAAAGGUUCUGGUUAGUUUCACAAUACAUACUGCUUAAAAGUGAACCAUGGUUAAUACUUGCAUUGGGAUCAAUCCAGUGCUUUUUUGUUUUAUUUUAAUUCAUAUACUGGUUUUCAGUAGAUUUAUGUACUACACCCGAAAUGUGAGUUGCCUGCUCUAUGCAUGAUAUACCUCUUCAUUAGAAGUGUUACGGCACAUUUGAUCAUGUUUUCUGAUGUAGGCGUGCAGAAGUACAAAGAAAAGAUCGGCUGGCAUCCAUUGAAACAAUGGAAAUAUUUUGGUGUGAAGAACAGGCUUGUAAAAGUAUUUUAAGAACAAUUAGGCCUUAUACAUAAAGCUUUAACAUGUGAGUAUUUUUAAUUAAAGUCCUUUUAUGAAAGAGAUACCACAUUGUUAAACUCCAGAACAAAAGUAAUUGAGUCAUAAGAGUUUCAGUUUGAAAUUGCCAAAGCCGGCGGACUAGAAAUCAGAGUUCAUCAUAACAAAACUGUAUCUAUAGUACUUGCAUUAAUGGAGCUUAUUCAGAAAAAUGUAAAGACUGUUUUUAAGAAAUGCUUUAUUUGAGGAAAGUGUUUAUUAACAUUGUCUUAGACCUAUGUAUAGGUUUUGUUAAACUGCAUUUAAAUUACCUUAUUUUAAAGUCACAUUUAAUUCACUGAGUGGAAUGGACUAAAACUUUUUAAAAGGGGACUCUGCAGACUGCAGUGUGUUUUAUUUGCAGUGCCAAUAUGUAACAGGUAAAAAAAAAAAAAAAAAAAUUACCUACUUUGUAAAGCUUUCAACUAGUUCCAUUUAGAAAGUAACAAGGUACGAUUUUUUUUUUCAGAAUUGUAUUUUCCACAAUGAAUCAUGUAAAUGUUCAUAUAUUUACAUCAUGUUAAAUUGAUUUGACCAUUAAAACCAUAUCACAUUUGUUAGCGAUGUGUACUUUCUUAUUUGGUAAAACAUGGAUUUUGGGGAACCAAUAUUAUAAGAACAUAACUUUGAGAAUGAGAAAAAGCCAUUUGGCCCAUCAAGGCUUGUCCCUUGUUAGCACACCAUUUCACCUACUGGCGGGGAACUAAUUUUAAAGAACAGAAUCUAGUCUUUUUGAAUAUGUUCCCAGUGUUUUAGAUGCUACUACAUCAAGACUAUUCCAUGCAUUUAAAACUGUAAAAAAGUGCCUCCUACCUCCUGUUCUAAACUUACUUUUACUCUGCUUCCACUUAUGCCCCCUUGUUCUUCUCUGCUAAAUUUAAAGUAGUGUCUUGGGUUAACAUAGUUUAAACACUGCUUUUCCUCCAGUAUGUUUUAAAGCCUAAAACCAUAAACCCUAUCUAUAAUAAUAUUCAACCCAGCACAUGAAAAGCAGGUCAAAGUAAUUUAAACCCACUCCUGUAGUCAUUACCACGUUUUCUAUUAAUGCAAACACAAUCCUUGCUAAUCAUUCUGUAGGAAAAGCCUUCUGGAAAGAACGCCUUUCCAUUCUCAAAUCCAAUCACAAGUGCAACCAGUAAACAAACAAAACAACCUGUUAUUUUUCUAUAACAUUUAUUUAGAGCAGAUGGCUGUUGAUGCAGUCCCUGUAAGCACAGUACUGCCACAUGCCUGUCACAGCAGGCGUGAUACAAGUCAAUGGCAUUAAUAACACAAUAUACAGCCUGGCGUAAAUGGAAUUCUCUGAAAAUGUCUUCAGUUUUUUCUGUUGCUUUUUUUUUGUACACAAUAAAAAUAAAACAUUUUCUUUACAAUAAAUAAAUCUUGCUUAAUAAGAUCUGUGUUUUUUUUUAAUUUGCAAGAUUACUUUUCGAAAAGAAGAAAGAAAAAUGGGACAACACUCUUUAAGUCACCACGAAACAUCCAGUUAGUAUACAUAGAAACUAUAGAACACAGUUCAGCAAGUGAAGGAAACCAGGAUGCAUAGCUUGCACAAGCUGGAAAUGUAUUUAACACAAUUCCGGUAACUUUAAACCUUCAUGGUAUAGUUUUGUUUGGGGUGUGUGUGUGAUAUUUUUGAAUUGUGAAGUAAUAUCCUCCACCUCUUACAUUUCCAUCACUGUAUACAAUAUAAGUAGACCAUACUGUUGUAAUUGAAAUGUCAAUAGAAUUACAGGAGACGCUUCGUUUUGCAACCACAAGCACAGGCAUUCAUCAUUAAUCAGGCAGCAGUAGACCAGACUUUUAUACACAUUUUAUACAGUAUUAUUACAUGAGUACAUUCUGUAGAAUGCACAUGCACGAAAAAAAAAAAAAUACAAAAAACAUUUUGUUUCACAAUUAAAGAAAACAUCCACAAACUUAAAGCAAGGCACAUAUACAAAUGUAUGACAUUGCAUAAAACCAAUUAAUAUAAAACAAAAGUCUACAUAUGUACUAAUAGAGUGACCAUGUAAUAGUUAAAGUUACAUCUGCAAAAAGCUUCCACAAAGAAAAAUGAUAAUAAAAAACUUUACAUUUGUGCUGUAUUUUCUUUUUGCGCACGUAGUCUUUUUCUCCCUACCUUCACUUUUUCAUAUACAUACAUACUGUUAAAUAGUUUUUAUAUAAUAAAUGAUUAUUUUUUAAAUACAUGCAUUCUCAGCACUCACUUUUAAAAGACAUUUCAGAUUCGGGGAGCUUAUUUUUAUAAAUGUUAUGUUGUACGUUUCAAACAUUAGCAUUCGGGCACAACUGUUGAGAACAUGUAUACAGGGAUCCAAUGAUAUGUCCUGUAAAUCAAAAAAUAAUCAAUGAAAAAAGGAAAACGUUUCUAUAAUCUAGCAGAAUGUUGGUCUUAAGGUACCUUGUACUAUGGCCCUAACUCACUCUCUCUCUCUCUCUCUCUCUCUCUCUCUCUCUCUCUCUCUCUCUCUCUCUCUCUCUCUCUCUCUCUCUCUCUCUC
This is a messenger RNA of Acipenser ruthenus (sterlet), 6491 nucleotides long. RefSeq names its product E3 ubiquitin-protein ligase TRAF7. Gene Ontology annotation, cellular component: nucleolus. Gene Ontology annotation, biological process: Notch signaling pathway; ribosomal large subunit assembly. Gene Ontology annotation, molecular function: protein binding; zinc ion binding. The record is from RefSeq and is a predicted model, not a curated record. Lineage: Eukaryota; Metazoa; Chordata; Actinopteri; Acipenseriformes; Acipenseridae. Bases 263 to 2287 code for a protein of 674 amino acids. The transcript has 21 exons.